ACACAAUAGCUCGCGCAUUUCACCAGAGGCAUAUGUUUUCGUGAAAAUAGCUACGGAAUCCAGCUUAGAAUAAAGAUUUCCAAACCUUAUGAAUUCAAUGGGAUACUUCGCUGAAGGUUCCACUAUAAAGUGAACUCUUCUGGUGUGCAUUCCAAGAGCUGCGGCCUAUUUGAAGAAAUAGAUGACGGGAAUUGAGAAAGAGCUCCUGCUUCACGUCUUCUAAACUAUUUCAGGUUUAAAGACGCAAACAGUGUUCUAGUUUGAAAGAGGUUUAAACAAGAAUUCCAAAGCAAAAUGGUAUUCAAAGGUGUACUCAUACUCCUUUUUCUCGCGAUUCACUUAAAAGAAUUUGAGACAGUCAAGCACAAAAGCAAACUUCAGGCAAAUAAAACAUACACUGGUGUCCCUGGGAGAAGUCUCUCUCUGAAAUGGAAUUACAAAGGACAGAUGUACAGAUAUGCCUCUAUAUAUAUUGCCGAUACAUCAGCGUCCUCUUCAAGAGGAUCUCAAAACUACAAAAAACUUUGGCAAGUAACAUUCCCUCUAAAUAACGACACAGUCACCAUACAAAAAUCUGACGUUCCCAGCUCAGUCUUCAACAACUUGACCGAACUCGUUGUUGUAAAGAAAUUAGAAUUCCAUUUGAAAAUAAGGACAGUUCCAAGAGGUAUGCUCAAAUUCGAAUUCAUGUGUCGUGUUAAGGAAGACAGUGUAUGGGCACCGAUAGAAGAAAAAACAAUCACAGUUAUGGUAGCAGUUCCCCCAGUCGUAACAAUAACAGUAGAGAAAGGAAACAAUAUACACGUACCCAAAGGAACAGAUAUCAAUGUGGUCUGCUCUGCAACUGGCUACCCUGUGCCUAAAAUCGAAAUCGAGAAAGAUUCAAAGAGGUUAGCCAAAGCAGUGUUCCCGAAUAAUGAAGUAACUUUGGAACUGAAAAACUUUCAGCCAGCCAAUGCCGGACGGUAUGUUUGCAGUGCGAGGAAUAUUGCGGGCGCAACAACGCAAGAUACCCUGAUAACAAUAACAUACAUCGAAUUGAGAGAGAGUGCUCCGUUGCAAAUAUUCUCUUCAUUGGGCUCAUCCCAGGCACUGCAGUGUCCAAUUGAUGGCUAUCCGCCAGUUAUCUACUCGUGGUUCAAAGGUUACAAGCAGCUAGGGGGCUACCGAGAGUCUCGCAUCAAACUCGACCGCCAUGAAAAUUUUGGCAACUAUUCCUGUGUGGGUCAAAAUGAUGCAGGGUCUAAGGAGGUUACUUUUUCGAUUUGGAUGGAAGAGCCCAAGGCCGGGAAGCAUUCUACAAACGAUUGCUACGUGCUGAGACCCUCAAUGACGUCACUUGCUGUUUCAAUGCUCAUUGUUCUGCUGUGCAACAAAUGGUUUAGGUAGCUUAAAACACUGAAAAUGAAAUACGAGCGUCUUUCUUUAUUUUGAAACACAACUGCCUAGAAACUAUGAUAUCAUUUAUUCAGAAGAGAUGCCAAUUUGUUUUAACCGUAGUCUCAAGGCUGAUUAAACAACAAACUCUUCUUUAUUAACUGAAUAUAGAUUAAUCUAUUUGAUUGUGUUAUACUUUUUUUCAAUUAACCCUUUAAAAUUUUAGUUUCCAUGUAGUUAAGAGCAAUUGUAUUGUAAAAAAUCAUUAGAGAUCAGCAUUGAAACUUUUUUGCAUAGUCAGAGGCAAAUUAUUGUUUAUACAAACAACUGGUUCCACAUAGGAUGCCAUAUUUUCUGCGGCUUGCACAAACCAUAUGGCCUUAGGUACACUGUAUCUAUAGCACAAUAUAAGCAACUUAUAAAAAGGGGUUUAUGCUUCUUUGGCUUUUCUACGUUUCUCGCCAGGAGAUAGUUGCUGGUCUAGGUAUGACUCUUUCAUUGGUGAACAUUUGACACAAUUUUAAAAUCAUUUGGGUAAUAAAGAACAUGCAUUUUCAAAAUGAAUCAAGCCAAACUGUGUCUCUUAAAAAAGAAAUUUUAAUGGAGACAGUGAACUUUGAUACCUAAUAUUUAUGUUAUUCUUUUCAGACAUCUUUUACAAGGGAGUUGUUUUUUAGUCUAGAUGCUUUAAACUGUUUGCAGUAUCCUUCAUCAUUAUAUUUUCAAAAAGCUGAAAAGUACCCUCGGUCCCUUAAUAUAUACUUAAGUUAGUCACUGUUUGCUAUAACAAAUAAUCAGAAUUCCAUUACCAUAUAUCAAUCUUAUAUUUAGUGAUUAAGCUUACUCAAACAUUGCCAAGCCCUGGUGCCAAGGCCUGACCCUAAUCAAGCGAAUGUGAUCACCAGAAUUUAUUUAUCACUGUAUGUAAGCAUACAUUUUAAAGUUAAUGAGCAAAAGUCUGCUGUAAUCGUCCGUAGCAAUGUUGAUAGAAGUAGAUUAUCUGUUUUGAAAAGACUUGAUUCAAUGCAUGAAAUAAACAGUCUCAAAGAACUAAUUGCUGAUUGAUUUGUGUAUUUC
Molecule: messenger RNA, 2454 nt
Organism: Rhopilema esculentum
Lineage: Eukaryota; Metazoa; Cnidaria; Scyphozoa; Rhizostomeae; Rhizostomatidae
Product: protein CEPU-1
Biological process (GO): cell-cell adhesion
Cellular component (GO): plasma membrane; cell-cell junction
Molecular function (GO): cell adhesion molecule binding
Source: RefSeq, a predicted model, not a curated record